Aegilops tauschii subsp. strangulata is the source of this 1999-nucleotide messenger RNA. Its product is annotated as glucose-6-phosphate 1-dehydrogenase, cytoplasmic isoform. The record is from RefSeq and is a predicted model, not a curated record. Gene Ontology annotation, molecular function: NADP binding; glucose-6-phosphate dehydrogenase activity. Lineage: Eukaryota; Viridiplantae; Streptophyta; Magnoliopsida; Poales; Poaceae. Gene Ontology annotation, biological process: glucose metabolic process; pentose-phosphate shunt, oxidative branch. Gene Ontology annotation, cellular component: cytosol.
AGCACAGAGCACGCAGCCCCCCUGCCCAGGCCGAAAGACGGGUAGGUAGUGGACAGGUGAGGCGAAAGCGGGAGGCGGCCGAGGUGACGCCGUCGUGGGUGGGUAUAAAUGGCGGAGCUGCCAAUCCCACCACAGUCGGCAAGGAAGGAAGGAGCCACCCCCCUCCCCAUUCCUACCCACCCAGCAUCUCGGCAGUAACUCUCCUCCCUCCCACGCGGCGCGCCCGCUCGCCGCGCGCGCGAAUCUCGGUCGCAACUGGUGUACUGUUGAAGGAAGGAAAAAUCAUCCUAUUUGUCAUGGCGGGAACUGACUCCUCGGCGUCAUCGAGACAAAGCAGUUUCAACUCAUUAGCAAAGGACCUAGAACUUCCUUUGGAGCAAGGGUGCCUCACCAUCGUUGUACUUGGGGCUUCUGGAGAUCUUGCCAAGAAGAAAACGUUCCCGGCACUCUACCACCUUUUUGAGCAGGGGUUCUUACAAUCUGGUGAAGUGCAUAUAGUGGGGUAUGCGAGAACAAAUCUUUCUGAUGAUGGGUUGAGAGGGCGCAUCCGUGCAUACCUUAAAGGAGCCUCAGAGGAACAUGUUUCAGAAUUCUUGCAAUUGAUAAAAUAUGUCAGUGGUUCCUAUGACAGUGGAGAAGGUUUUGAAAAACUGAACAAGGAAAUAUCAGAUUAUGAGAUGUCAAACAACUCAGGAAGCUCCCGUAGGCUCUUUUAUUUGGCAUUGCCUCCAUCUGUCUACCCUUCAGUGUGCAAAAUGAUCCGAACAUAUUGCAUGAGUCCAACUUCUCGCUUUGGAUGGACUAGAGUAAUUGUUGAGAAGCCCUUUGGAAGGGACCUGGACUCUGCAGAAGAAUUGAGUUCCCAACUUGGGGAGCUAUUCGAGGAAGAUCAACUCUACAGGAUUGACCACUACUUGGGAAAAGAGUUGGUCCAAAACUUGCUUGUGCUUCGUUUUGCGAACCGUUUGUUCUUACCACUUUGGAACCGUGACAAUGUUGAUAAUAUACAGAUUGUAUUCAGGGAGGACUUCGGAACUGAUGGACGUGGAGGAUAUUUUGAUCAAUAUGGAAUCAUCCGUGAUAUCAUUCAGAACCAUUUGUUGCAGGUUUUCUGUUUGGUUGCAAUGGAAAAGCCUGUAUCUCUUAAGCCUGAGCACAUUAGAGAUGAGAAAGUCAAGGUUCUGCAAUCCGUGAACCCGAUAAAGGACGAAGAGGUAGUCCUUGGACAAUAUCAGGGCUACAAGGAUGACCCUACAGUGCCAGAUGACUCUAAUACCCCAACGUUUGCAUCUAUUGUACUUAGGGUACACAAUGAAAGAUGGGAAGGUGUUCCUUUCAUUCUUAAAGCUGGUAAAGCAUUAAACUCAAGAAAAGCAGAAAUUCGUGUGCAGUUCAAGGAUGUUCCCGGUGACAUUUUUAAAUGUAAGAAGCAGGGAAGAAAUGAGUUUGUCAUACGCCUCCAGCCAUCAGAAGCCAUGUACAUGAAACUAACUGUGAAGAAACCUGGAUUGGAAAUGGCUACUGAACAGAGUGAACUUGAUCUGUCAUAUGGGAUGCGUUACCAAGAUGUCAAAAUUCCAGAGGCAUACGAGCGCCUCAUUUUGGAUACAAUAAGAGGAGACCAGCAACACUUUGUGCGCCGAGAUGAGCUGAAGGCUGCCUGGCAGAUCUUCACUCCCUUGUUGCACGACAUCGACGCUGGCAAGCUGAAGGCUGUUUCAUACAAGCCUGGCAGCCGAGGCCCCAAGGAAGCUGAUGAACUGAGUGAGAAGGUUGGGUACAUGCAGACCCACGGUUACAUCUGGAUACCACCCACCCUUGCAUAGAGUGCCUCCCUCGAUCCUUGUAGGUUUGUUUAGCUAGGAAGAGUGAAAGUAUCACGGAUAAAAAUCUUACGAAUUUUAGCUGUACUGCGGUUUACCUGGCGUUGUAAUAACGGAUCUGUUCGACGGAGUAUACCUCACCACGGUGUGAAAUAAAAAAUGGAGUGUUUCAAUCA